Microplitis mediator is the source of this 3524-nucleotide messenger RNA. RefSeq names its product ribosome biogenesis protein SPATA5. Gene Ontology annotation, molecular function: ATP hydrolysis activity; ATP binding. The record is from RefSeq and is a predicted model, not a curated record. Gene Ontology annotation, cellular component: cytoplasm. Lineage: Eukaryota; Metazoa; Arthropoda; Insecta; Hymenoptera; Braconidae. The transcript is spliced from 6 exons. The coding region runs from base 176 to 2533 and encodes 785 amino acids.
UGAAAACACUGGAAGUUCGCUCUAAAAUGCCCGCGUUUUUUGAAAUCGAAUGUAUGUUUGUCCAUAACCUAGACAACAAAUCACAUGCGAAUGUUAUUAAAGCCCAUGCUGCUCACGUGUUGAUACUUAUUUAAAUAUAAUUCAGUUUAACAAAGAGGUUUUAUAAGUUUCAAAAAUGUCGAAAUCGAGAAAAAGUUUAUCCACACCUUGGGUUUUAUGUGAAAAAUGUCAAUCAACGAUAUCACAAAAAGACACGAGUUCACAUGAAUCCGAAUGUCCUCCGCCUGAUGAUAACUGGGGUCAUAGUUACAUAAAAAACUCUGUUCUUUAUAGUGCUGUUGAUACUUAUUGUUCAAAAGAACCUCCAAAAAAUCUUACAGAACGAGAUUUACAUGAUCUCGUUUUUAUGUCUCAUUCUGCAUUCGAAUUGUGUCAGAUUGCAAUCGGCAGCCAAGUAAUUUUAACUUUCAAAACUGAUGAAAUAGUUAAAACUGCCUGGCCCACUAGUGAAAAAAGCAUAACUAGUGUAUGUUUAACACAAAAAGCAAUGAAGAUAUCUCAAGUGAGUGGUCCAGUAAAAGUAAAAAAAUUACACCAACCGCUGCUCGCUAAAGAAAUAGCAAUCGAAUACAUAAAAAAAGAAUCGAGACCUAAACUAACACCCGAGUUGCAAGUAAUGCUGAGAAAUUUUAAUGGCAGAAAAGUUUUUUGUGUUGGGAAUCGUAUACACAUUCCAUACUACGGUAAAAAUUUACUAUUUAAAAUAGUCAACAUAAUUCAAGAUCGCGAUGAAAACUCAGAAUUAAACGACUCCAGCAGCGAUCUCGCUAAUAAACUAGACAAUAUGAGUAUAGAAGAAUCUGGAUCAAAAUUUUUCCUGGCUGAAUUUACUACAAAAUGGACAGUUGUCAAUGAGAGUGAUAGUGAUCUAGCGGUAAAAGAAAAUAGUAAAAUAACGUCGGCAGACAUCGGAGGUUAUCACAAACUUCUAGAUAAAUUGCGUGAUAUUUUCAAUCUCGUAUUGAAUGGUAAGAAAGCUUUAAAAAGCAUUAGAGGAAAUAAAGGAAUUUUAUUGUGUGGUGCAGCCGGUGUCGGAAAAUCAACGAUAGCCAAUGCCAUAUUGUCUGAAUAUCACGUCAAUAUAUUUUUAUUAAACUCUCGGGAUAUACAUAGCAAAUAUUCAAAUGAGGGAAGUCAAAAAUUAGUGGAUUUAUUUACAAAAGCAAAAGCUCAAGCUCCAAGUGUGAUAUUUAUUGAAGACAUUGAUACCUUGUGUCCUAAAAAAGGUUCAUCUGAAGCAGAAAAGGCUUUGCUAGAAACGUUGAUACAAGAAAUUGAUUAUUUGCAAGAAUCAAAUCUGAGUACUUUGUUGCUGACGACAAGUUCGAAACUUGAUUCUAUUGAUAGUUUAUUGAGACGCGAUGACAGACUUGGCUAUGAAAUAGAAAUUCCUACACCUACUCCGCACAUGCGCUGUGAGAUAUUGAAAAAACUAUUGUCGAAAAUUCCCAACAAUGUGACUGAUGAUGAGUUGAAUGAAAUAGGAUUUGUAACUCAUGGUUUUGUUGCUACUAAUUUGCGUACGAUCUGUUCCCGAGCUGCGUUCUCCGCUAACAAGCGGCAUAAAGUUUCCAAUAUUGACUCAGAUGGAACUAUCAGCGCUAGUGAUUUAUAUGUCGCGUUGACUGACGUUAAACCAUCGGCGAUGAAAGACAUUUUUGUUCAAGUGCCGAAUGUCAAAUGGUCUGACAUCGGUGGUCAAGAAUCAUUGAAAAAGGAGUUACGACAAGCUGUUGAGUUGCCUCUGAAGCAUCCGGAAGCAUUUUUACGAUCAAACAUCAAGCCUUCAAAAGGUGUUUUGAUGUAUGGUCCACCGGGUUGUUCGAAGACGAUGAUCGCUAAAGCUUUGGCGACUGAGAGCAAACUUAAUUUUAUCAACAUCAAGGGUCCAGAAUUAUUUUCAAAGUGGGUCGGCGAAUCCGAGAGAUCAGUACGGGAAGUAUUUCGUAGAGCGAGACAAGUUGCGCCAUCAAUUGUGUUUAUUGACGAAAUCGAUGCUAUGGGUGGUGGAAGAUCCAGCGAUAACGGCGGCAACGAUGUACAAGAACGAGUCUUAACACAAUUAUUAACGGAACUUGAUGGUGUUAUUGAAUUAGAAAAUGUUUUACUUCUCGCUGCUACCAACAGACCUGAUCGUUUAGAUGAGGCACUCUUAAGACCAGGAAGAUUUGAUAAAACUAUUAAAGUGCCAUUGCCGGAUAGUCAAACUCGUGAAGAAAUAUUUAAAAUAAAAUUUAAAAAAAUGCCUAUAGAUGAAAAUGUCGUGAUUAACGAUCUCGUAGAACGUACUGAGGGUUAUUCCGGUGCUGAAAUCCAAGCUGUAUGUCAGGAAGCUGUAAUGAGUGCGAUAGAUGAAAAUUUAGAUUAUGAAACAAUAACAAAAGACCAUUUUGAAUAUGGAUUGAAAAAAGUUAAACCACGUACUGUUGCAAAACUUCUCAAGCUGUACGAUGAUUUUGAAAAUAACAAAUAAUUAAUAAUUAUAAUAAAUCAAUUUUAUGUAACGCGUACCCGAAGAAUACGCCGCUGAUUGGCUAAAGUCAGUCUGAUAAAAUUUUAUAUUACAAUACAAUCUUUUCUUGUUGGUCCAAAUUGUCAAAUAGUCCAAACUCCCUAUACUGCACAUGCGCACUUAUUUAAUCAGCGCACGCAUGUAUAGAUCAAUGCAGCGCCAGCUUAUAACCUUACAUAUAUUAAUUCAUACGCCACAACAUAAGUUGACGUUUUUUUAUCGAGUCAAGUAUUGUUGAGUGAAUGCUAUUAAACAAAUGUUCCAAUUCCAUUUGGUAUUAAUAUCUUUUAUUAAUAAUUAAGUUAAGUACUUUUCUAACUGCGACUCCAUGACACUGACUUGAGAGACAUCUCAUGGCGUUUUUCUUCGUGCAUUUAUUAAGACGCGUUUUCAUUUGUUUCUCUAUUCGCACUCAAGUGGAUAAACGUUACUAUCUUUGUUGCACUUGUACAGUAAAUGGAAACUUUGUCCAAGCUUUUCUCGUAAACAAAUGGAAGUUGUCAAAAAAUUGAAGUGCACUUCGCUAGUUCAUAGAGUAAAGCAUCGGGUCUGUGUCUUUAUUUAGCGUUUAGGGUUUUCAUCUCAGAGAAAAGCUUGGACAAAAUUAUCUGAAAACGGUUCUUAAAUAAACUAUUGUAUAGAUCGAGUGACAUUGAGUAUUAUAUUGACUUAAAUUACGGCAAUUUCCUGUAAUUUGCAGAAUUUCACCUGAAUACGAUGCAGUCCUUGGCAGAUUCAAAUUACGUUAGGUUAUCGCACUUUUGGUGCAAUUUUACAUAAAAUAUGGCAUUCUCACGGCCACACUUAACGGUAAUUUACAGAAAUAUGCGGCAGUUUACCAUAAUUUGCGGUAUUUUUACCGUGAUCGCCGUAUGCUUUUUUAUUUUUAUAGUGCAAUACUUUAAUAUAUGGGAAAUGCCGCGGACCUUGCCGCAAUGUUACGGUAAAAAUA